Messenger RNA from Phyllotreta striolata, 1427 nucleotides. Lineage: Eukaryota; Metazoa; Arthropoda; Insecta; Coleoptera; Chrysomelidae. The record is from the annotation of a GenBank genome assembly.
GAAAAGCCACAAUAACAAGUAAAUAUUUAACAAGAUUAUCUCGUUCUUGACCUUACUAACCUAUCGCAUUGAUUUAAAUUUAAACGUACUGCUACCCGGUUCAAAAAGCUGCAAGAAAAAACCGUAAUUACAGAACCGGACUCCACUAUUUCAUUUCAACAUAAACUUACAUAACUAAUAAAAUUUAACAAGUAGCGCGUGUAUUGUAACACGAACGUAAAUUUGUAAUAACGAACUGUAAAAAAUCGAAAACGAGGGGGCGAAUUGUACGCGUAAUAAUCGAUUUUAAUAGGGGAGUUAAAGCCGGCGCUGCAUUUAUUACGUUACCAAAUGAAAUUAGAUUAUUCAACUGCUCAACUGUACAUGGUCAAGCUAUAAAGUGACUCGCUUAAUUGAAUUAAAGCAGUCGAUACACAAAGCGUCUAGAAACGGUACUCUUCGAAUAUAUCUAGUAAAAAAUGUCGAGAUUGUAUAUCGGAUUGUUGGUGGCAUUCUGCUUUAUGGGAUACGCGGAAAUGCAUUCCUAUCACCUAGGGACAUGCCCCACCAUAGAACCCAUGCCGGACUUCAACAUGAACAGGUUGCUGGGUAUCUGGUACGUGAUAGAGAAGACCAGCACCGCUAGUAGUUGCAUCGUGUAUAACAUCAGCAGGACGGACGAGCCGGGUCAGUACCAAAUCGAGGAGAUCAGCCAGCAUUUCCUGCUGGCGCUGACGCCUUUGAAGCACGGGUACCACUACAGGGGGACGCUGAAGGUGCAGGACAAGGCGGUGCCCGGCAGGAUGUGGGUGAAGUUCCCUCUAAGCGUUGCCGGUUCGUCUAGUUUCACAGUGUUCAUGACAGAUUACGAAAAUUACGCGGGGAUUUUCACGUGCCAGAAAUUAGCGUUCGCUCACAGGCAAUCCGCCACGAUUCUAUCUAGAACCAGGAGCUUAGACGACAUCUACAUCAACAAGAUCCGCAAUAAGCUCCAAAGCGCCGAAAUCAGCCCGUUCGAUCUCUCCAUCAUCAAGCAAACGGACUGCCCGAAGGACCCCAACGCGGGGUACAACAUCAACAUCAACGACGAGACGAUAUCGGCGCACGCCGCCGCCGAUGUGAUCAGGAAGGCGGGCGAGAAGAUCGGCGACGGCGUCGAGUACGUGGCUGGUAAGGCGAAGGCGGUCUACAACAAGGUGUCCGAUAGCGAAGGAGUCCCGAAGCCGGCCAAGCAAACCGCCGAUCCCGAUGCGGAGUGGUUGCCUUGAACGUAAUUUUAAUACUAUUUUUAUAUAAUGAGAAAGACUGUUAAUGUUACCUUAGUAAGUGAAAUAAAGGAUUACUAUAAAUUAUUGUUAUAUUGACGCGUUUUUACAAUUAGUGUGUGAGUUUGGGUUGUAACUUAAAUAUGUUUUGGCCGGUUUUCGGCGCUCCUUUUUAACGCAAAU